GAGUGGGCGGGCUUACAGAGAGACCCGGAAACAGGAACCGAGAGAGAAGCCGCACCUGGGCAGCCAUCUUACUCUCUCUCCCGGGAACAUGACCGGGAAAUCGGUUCGGGAUGUGGAGCGCUACCAGGCUGUGCUGUCCGAGCUGCUGCUGCGGGAGGAGAACAAGUUCUGUGCGGACUGCCAGGCCAAAGGUAACGGCUGGUGACCGGGUAUGGCAUAGCUGUCUGCCCCCCGGCUAACCUGGAGCCGGUACCGGGGAUUAGCUCCAUGGCACAGGAUAGCUCCUAACACUGCAGGCAUCAGCCCUCUCUCCAUGCUGCCCUAUGGGGGGGGUCAAUGGGGCCUCACAGAGCCAUGCCCAAUACUUGGCCAUGGAGCCAGCACUGUGCCCUAACACUAAGGGCAGAGGGCACUGCUGCACAGACUGCUAUCUGAUCACUCCUUUUAUAGAGCAGCAUUACCUUCCACUGCCCCCAUUGCCAUGUCCUCCUGCCCAGUGUACUACAGUGAAUUAUUAUUGUACAUCCUCUUUAUCUGACAGUAUGUAACCUUACUGCGGGCAAACUAGUAAGUGGUAAACUCCUGUGAGCAGGGCACUCAGCAUCCUCUGCAAUGACAUGUCUACUAGUCAACCCAUUGUACAGCGCUACAGAAUUUGUUGGCGUUUUUAAUAAAAAAAAUAAAGGGACUCUUCCUCAAUCCUAGUCAUUCCGACAGCACCUUCCAUUGCGCAAUCUCUUUCUAACCGUGUUACGGUGGCCAUAUAAUUAUAAAGCGGAUCAUGUGCCGAGGCUGAAGUUUUGAUUUUGUUGUUUUAUUUGGUCAGUUUCUUUUUUGUGGAAGGUAGUUUUUUUUUUUUUUUGGCUCCGUUAUUUAAAUGUAAAAUUCUACUUUUCGUUGCAGUACAACCCAAAUGUAAAUAAUUACUUUUUUUUUUAGAUUGGUCCAAUGUUAACUAGGGCAUACAAACAGUGCCAACUCUACCAUGGGUACUGUUAUCUCAUUUUGAAUAGGUAACUGAUGUUUUCAUGGUGUUAAUUGCUAUUGGGCCACUGAUUUUCACACGCAUUUAUACACAGUAGGCUGGCCAGUAUUAACCACACUUGUCUUGAGCCUGGUCCAAUUCGAUCCCAGACAUGAAUUUCAUGGGAAACCUGUGGAAGGAACUAAAGAGAGCUGUACACAGGAAAUCCUCCUCUCACUUUGAGGGAGUGUAUGUGUGUGAUGUUUUUAUUGUGAAUGUGUUUGUAUAUUGAAGUAUGUCUUUGUGUAUGAGUCAGGCUGUUGUAUGUUAGUGUGUAUGCUUGAUUGUGUGUAGCUGUGCAUGCAUCAGGCUAUUUAAAGCUGCGCUGUCACAUUCUGGGGACUUUGCAGAAUUUGCAAAGACUCCCGAUGGUGGCAUCAGCAUUGGUGGUCAGGGGGAUGGCAGGUAAAGGUGAGAUUUGCUUACCUGAACCUGUCCCUCGUGAGUGUGUUGAUCUUCCUUCAGGUGAUCCUUUACAUCGCCACAAGCAGAUGUUGUUGCUGUACUCUUGCGCAUGCAUGAGAAUACAGAAUUGAGAUAUUUGGAGGAUCCCAAAAGCCAAUUCCCUGCAGCCAUUACUCGUGACGGGGUGGAUUUGCCAGGUGUCUAGUUGUAGGAAAAAUAUAGAGACCCCCAUUUGUCUCAUAUCUUUUGACUGGUUUAGAAUUUCAGAUUCUAUCUUCAUGAAAUACUCAUUUUUGUGUGUGUGGGAGGGGGGUGGGGGGGUGACAUUCUAUGUGUAUCUAUGUGUCCUUGACCAAUCUGUGUAAUUGUGUGUUAAUCUAAAGACGGAUAUAUAAAAAAUAAAAAAUUAAAAAAAAACCUAGUAUGUCCUUGGUGUUACAGGUUUUGUUAAACCGCUAUGAACACUAAAAUCCAUACCUGUAUUGCACAUUAGAUAUCUGUAAAUCUUAUUGAAAAGAUAAUUUUGUUCAUUCUGAACUCUACUGUGUAAAUCCAUGUGAACAUUUGUGGCUCAACCACAAUUAACCCUUUGAAAAAUCAUCAGUUACUUGUUCAGCAUGUCUUGGUUCAUCAAUUCUGAGGUUUGACUACAGUUUACUGGCCAAAGUAAAAUGAUGUUGCAAAAUUGUAUGCCUGGCGUUUCCCCCUAAAUGUUUUAAUUAUUUUAAUUGGAGUUGUAUUGCCAUAUAACAUUUAAUUUUAAUUACCGGUGCUACUACGAAUAAGAAACCAGCUUCCGUGUAUAAGAAACAAACGUAAGUCAUGUGUAUAUUGUGCAUCAGAUAAUGUAAGGGAAAAAAAAGACAUGCACAAAAGCAUCCUCAAAUAUGUCCUUUUUUUAAUUUAUGUAUAGAAACCUUUAGUGCAUUUGACACUAACUUUUACACUGAUCACACUGGCUCAAAGUGGAAUCAUAACUUUAUCUAUAUAUUCAACCAUUAUUGGAACUUCAAAUGCAAGUAAUAUGGAUGCAACCAGCAGAACACCUUGCAGGUAGCAGACAUUGUAGAAAUGAUGCAUUGAGAGUGACUCACUUGGUUUUAACUAGCGGAACACACACGCACACACAUUUAUAUACAUUGUGUUUAUUAAGCUAUGACCAUUUACCCUCCUGGGUUAUGCAAGUGCGUGACCAGAUGGGGAACUGUCAAUAUUGCAGGGCGAUGCAGUGAACAGAUAGCUAUGCUGGUCAAUGAGUCAGGUGCUUUUAUGUUGACAGUGUUUGCAAACAGAGUUGUUCUGCUGCAGGCUUUAUGCUUUCUUGUUUUGUGAUUGAGUUAAUCCUAUGCAUAGAGGGUAUUGUACAGUGUAACAUUAUGACCUUGUCUCUACCUUAACAUUAAUUUAAUGGCAUAUGAGAAAGCAGUUAUCAUUUGCCUUUUUCAUGUCCAUGUUAUUGUUCUGUUGUAAAGAUUUUCUAUGAAUUUAUUACCCCUUUCUGACAAUUGAAAGGAAAAGUAUUCUAGAGGGAUCUAGCUCUGCUUUAGAAAUACAGAUCUGCUGUAAAUAUUCACUUAUUUACAGGAAAUAACUGAUCUGUCAAUGGGCUGCAUAAAAAAAUGUUGCGAAACGUUAUGUAUCCAGAGCUUCCUGUCACUUGCAUAGAUUAAUCAAAGGAAGUGUUGUAAUAUACUCUAAUUUUGCUGUUUGUUGCAGCUUCUUAUUUUAUAUAAUCUACGCACUAUAAUUUAGUUGUGACCCACUCUCAAUGCAGACAACGACCUAUUUACUGCACACUUUUUUUUUUCCUUUUUUUUUUCUUUACAGAUGUUUUAGAAAGUAAAGCUGAUGGAAUCUUCAACAUUUACGAAGGGGGAAAAAUAAAUAAUAUAUCAUUAAUGCCGUGUGUGGGUGGCAUUUAUGUAUCACACAUUAAUGACCUAGAUUAUGUAAUCGUCUGCAUUGGGUGGGGGGGGGGGGUCACAACUAAAUUAUAGUGUAGAUUAUAUAAAAUUAAGCUUAUAUAUAGUUAAUGGUGUGUGUGUAUAUACACACAUGCACUGAUCCAGUUUAAGGUGACCACUUUUUUUUUUUUUUUUAAAGCAAAUUCUGUUAUUAAAGUCUUCAUUUAACCCCUUAAGGACCAAACUUCUGGAAUAAAAGGGAAUCAUGACAUGUCACACAUGUCAUGUGUCCUUAAGGGGUUAAAGUUUUAAGUUGUGCUUGGUCUAAAUAUUCCUCUCCACUAAAAGCCUGACGGAUCCGCGGUACAUUAGCCAGCGGUGAAUGUCGAUGGGUAGCGGGCAAGUGGAAAUUUUGUGUUGUAGUGCAUGUGACACUGUCAGUUGUACACACUUCUGUGUAGCAUCACAAAUAAAAUGUAGUACUACUUUGAUUUCCAGUGCAACAGUAGGAAAAAAAUCUGUGUAUAUGGAUUAAAUACCACUUCACUUAUUGAAGACCGCAGAGUGUGGGGCUGUGUGUGUGUGUAUAUAUAUGUGUGUGUGUGUAUUUUUUUUUUUUAAUUAUUUAGCUAAAUGUAUUAGUUUACUCUAAAAGGCUAAGAUUCCAGAUCAUUCUCUGCUAUUGUAUGCUGAAGUUGUUUGUAUCUAUUUUCCUUGUUGCACAGUCAAUAACUGUGGUUACUUGAUUACUUGCUUCCCAAAAAAAAAAAAAAGUAUGUACUAGGAGAAAGUGUGCAAUAAGAUGACAUACAAUCAAACGAAUUUUGAAUGCAUUAAAAUACUUGUUGGAAAAACACAAACUAAAUGUUGAGGUUCCGGCUCACUCUAUACGUGUCUGUGAUUGUGUCCUUCUGCCUAGGUCCACGAUGGGCCUCCUGGAAUAUCGGAGUCUUUUUAUGCAUCCGCUGUGCAGGAGUUCAUCGGAAUCUGGGGGUUCACAUCUCCAGGGUGAAAUCUGUCAAUCUGGACCAGUGGACACAGGAACAAAUACAGGUCAGUGGAAAAUGUCUAAACCACCCCCACAUCUUCUGGUUACACCUGUUUUUAUAAGUCAAUAUAAACUUUGAGCAAGAUAAGCCAUCUACUUUUUGCUGUGUACUUCCUGAAGGUACUGAAUAGUAAACCAGUGAUUAACCUAAAUUCUUUUUUGUCACACCUCAAGGUCUUGGAACCCUAUGGAUUCUUCCUGGGAGUUUGCUUUUGGACAAAUUUUAACUUUCCUUCACCCCUCCCUUUUGUUGUGUAUUAUUUUAUGUCCUGAUUCAGUAUGUUAUGUUUUUAUACAGAUCUCGACAAAUUUGCUUGGACUCUAUUAGUCAGUGAAAUUUUUUUUUAAACUAAGAGCUUAUUUUCAGCAACAAAAAUACAAUUCUUAAAGGGAUGCUAGUCUUCAAAACCACUCCAACUUAAUGUAGUGGGUCUGGUGUUUAUAGACUGUCCCUGUAAGCUUUUCAAUGUAAGCACUGCCUUUUCAAAGAAAAGACAGUGUUUACAUUUCUGCCCAAUAACACCUCUAGAGACAGUCACUCAGGCAGCCAAUAGAGGUGCUUUUUAGUCCAGUGCAGCACAGUGUGUAGUACCUACGUUCAGGGUUUCACUUUCUGCAUGGCGGUACUGAAUGUUUCCCAUAGAUGUACCGUUUUGCUGUGCAUGGGCAGUAACCAUCGAAAUGCUUUCCUAUGGGAACUCUUUGGGUUGACUGAGAUCACCAAGAUUGAUCUCCGCUAUGGAGGUCAGCUAGCCACAAGAGACUGGUAAUGCGUGGGAAUAAAGGUGAGUAAAAACACCUUUCCCAUGCCAACUGGUGGGGAGGGCGUCAUGUCACCUAGGCAGACACUCUCUCUUGCAGACAUGCUCACUGACACACACGCAUUUUAUUAACUUAUUUUUAUUUCAGUCCACCCAGCCCUCUUACCUUUGGAAGAGAUGGAGUGGAUCUUUUCCCUAAGAUCUAGUGUGUGGCUGCUGAAAUCCUCAAGCUCUUCUUGUUCUGCUCCCUCACUCGCCGUUAAGUGAUGCCGAGGCUGGAGUGGCGUCAUAUUCCGUCUCCCAGCAUCGUAGCAGGGAGCGUGUGGGAGCAGAGCAAAAGAUUGCAUGGUGCUAAUUCGCUGCUAUUAAACAAGCUGAUAAAUACCCAGGUGCAAGGACAAUUCCUAUUCUCCAUGGAUUGCAGUAAAGCAACCACUUUCCAGUUGUCAGAUGAAUUUACUGCAGCUCUUUAGUCUUGAACUAGUACUUUUUUAUUCUAGUCAUAGCUGGAGUUGGUGACCUGGCUAAUUUUCGAUUCUUCCUCGUGUUUUUAUUUUUUUCGUAAGCCAAGUGCUAGGGAAUAGGCUGUACGUGAUUAUUCCCUUUUUCAGAAUACAUUUCAUGUUGUCAUAAAGUGUAAAUUUUGAGAGAAAAUUAUUUAUCUAUAACUCCAAAUAUGGCUCUGCUGCACUAAUUCAUCAUCUGGUCUGCCUGAAAUUUCUUCAGUUACAGAAUUGCUAACAUCUGAGGAAGUGAGGUGUGUACUAGUAACAAUUCAAUUAGAGGAACACUGACCACAAUCCUAGGGAUAGAAAUCAAUACCUACUCUUCUAUUGUAUGAAAACUUACUGAGCUGUCUACCAUUUUGGUGAUCAAGAACCUGUGUAUCUGCUUACUCUGUAAUGUAUUUUUAAUUUUUUUUUUUUUUUUUUAAUUCAUAUUUUUUUCUCUCCUAUCUCUGCAGUGCAUGGAAGAAAUGGGAAAUGGAAAAGCAAAACGAUUAUAUGAAGCAUUUCUUCCUGAAAGCUUUACCAGGCCACAGACCGACCAGUAUCUUUUGUAUUGUAACCCAAAUUAUUUCCUAUUCAUAUGUUCCUUUUAAAGGGAUUCUCCAGUGCCAGGAAAACAAUCCGUUUUUCUGGCACUGCAGGUCCCCUCUCCCUCCCACCUCCCAAUCCUGGGUUGCUGAAGGGGUGAAAACCCCUUCAGUCACUUACCAAAGGCAGCGACAUGUCCCAUGUUGCUGCUUCUUCCUUCACCGCUACUCCUCCUCUUCAUUACGUCGGCCGGUGGGCGAGACUGAUCCCGUCCGCUGGCCCGGGGAGACCUAAUGCGCAUUAGAGGUCUCCAUAGGAAAGCAUUGAAAAUGCUUUUCAGUGCUUUGCUAUGGGGAAUUGAGCGACGCUGGAGGUCCCCACACAGCGUGAGGACGUCCAGCAACGCUCUAGCACAGGUUUUCUGUGCUAUAAUCCAGGAAUUGGCUGUCUGGUAGACAGCCACUAGAGGUGGAGUUAACCCUGCAAGGUAAUUAUUGCUGUUUAUAAAAAAAAAACAAAAAAAAAAAAAAUAAAAAACUGCAAUAAUUACACUUGCAGGGUUUAGGAUAGUGGGAGUUGGCACCCAGACCACUCCAAUGGGCAGAAGUGGUCUGGAUGCCUGGAGUGUCCCUUUAAUGCAGGGCCCUCAAAAUGUUUUGGACUAAUGUUCCCAUAAUGCUCUUACAGCCAUAAUGUUAACAAAGCAUCAAGGGAGAUGUAGUCCACAACAUCUGGAGGACCAUUGGUUCCUCACCUCUGCUUUAAGGAACACUCCAGACCCCUAAAGCACAUUAGCUUGCUGAAAAGCUUUGUGUGAAGCGUGUGGCCUUUUUUUAAUGUAAUAUGGGAAAAAAAGGGUAGAUUUCAAAUAAAGUGUGGCUUUUCUAAAUUAACCUGGUUACAACACUUGGCUUUCAAGCAGACAACGGGUCCCACCUGUUACUUUCUGGUUUGGUUAGCUUAGUGGAGCUAAACUUUAGAGGUAGUAAUUGCUCAGAGCACCCGCAUUGCAAAGAUUUCUCAUUGAGCUGCAUUGGAAAGUCUGUGAUUGAAGUCUGGCCUCAGGAAGGAGAGAGACUUUCAAAGGAUGCAGACACGAGAUCUGUAGGUUUUGAAAGCGUUUUUUAGAUAUUCACCCAAUGAAAAAAUGCAUUGGUAAAUUAAUGCACGUUUUCAUUUGGGGUAUAUCUACUGAACAGUGAUUUAAAAAAAAAGUGUUUUGUAUUUAAUCAGUGGAGUAUCUCUAUACUGAUAUAGCUUCCACUGAUAAGAGAAUAUCAUGUACAUCUUUUUACUGAAGUGUUAUUGUGGGGGUCAGUGGGGCAAACAUGGAAAAGACGAGUCACCAAUGUAAUGUACCUACUGGUUGCCAUGGUGAUCACUGCCCCAUUUUAGUGCUAUAGUAAAUUUUUCACAUUUGCACAUAAUCCUCUUGAGUGCAACACCUUUUAAAACUAUUGGACUAUCCCAAGGUAAAUCUAAGAUUGUCAGUUCAUGCAUCAAUUCUCCGCAGUUCUGAGGUUUAAUUAUCCAUUUUAUGUUAGACAACUGUUUCUUUCCUAUUUUCCUUAAUGAAAUUGCAUCAGAGCUGUAGAAAGUUUUAUUAGAGAAAAAUAUGAAAAAAAGAAAUAUAUCGAUCGCAGUGUCGACAUCAAUGCGUUCAGAGUGAGUUUUAUGUCUCCUCCGUUUUUAUACGGUCUCCAUAGAUAUCUUUAUAGUUUAAUACAGUUUCUGGAUUAGUUUUGUCAAGAGUCAAAUUACUUCUGAAAUUUGAAGGGUAAGUAUUUUUAAUGGAUGGUUGAGUGAGUAGAAAACUUUUUAUAGUUUGAGAUUUCCCUCUGCUUUUGGCCUACACUUCUAGCAAAUAACCACAUCUGACUUUAAAAUUUUAAAAAAAAAACAAGUGAAAAAAGGCGCUGAUAACAAUAGUCCUCUAUAAUACCCUUUUAAUGGUGGCACAAUAAAUAUAUCUUUAAAAAGCAGCACCUAAAACACACAAUUAAUAAAAACCAUUCCAAAAUGGGACCAAAACUUUUUUUUAAAGUGCAGCAAAAUGUGAACAAGUGUAAAAUACAUAAAAAUUCAUAUCCCUUCUAAUCGUGCAAAAUAUGGUAAUAAACAUAUGUUGGUCAGAGUACCAAAAAAACAGUGCAAAGGAGUGUAAAUCUGUGAAACAAUAAAACAAAUUAAAAUGGUUAUAAUUUACACUCACAAAAGUAGAGCAGAUAAGCCUGCUCUAACUGUGGAGGCUUCCAAAGAUAUUCUCUGCUCAGGCAAAAAGUGAUAGAAGCGGUCAAUCCACUUUUCAAAUUUAUUGCACAGGUACCAUACAGCAGCUUCGUCCCCAAAAGCCUUUCCCUUAAACAGCAGUCUAAAAGUUCAGAUUACAAUGUAGAUCCGACUUUUACUCGGAGUAACCUGGUAUACCGCAACAUAGACAUCCGGGAAGCGGGGUUACGAUGCGUACGUGCGUGGUCGAGUUUGUUGACUCGUUUACCAGUGUUCACAGUUUCUUCAGAUCUGCCCACUGUUGCCUGUCAACUUCUUUUUAUCCAUGCCUAUAUGGGCGUGUUUUACUAAUCAAUUUAGCAGUCUCAUGCUUAUACUUCUAAGAAGGAAGUUCUUGUGCAAUUAAUUUGAUAUUUCUCAAGAAAAGUGAAUCCAUAGGUUACAAUAUCAUUAAACAUACUUAUCAUACAACCUAUUUAAAUAUUAAAAAUCUUGCACAGUAACUUUAUUAAUGGCUUUAAUAUACACAAUAAACUUUAUUUGGGUGAAAAAAAAAAUUUGAAAAUACAAGACUUAAGAGAGGGAAAAUCUAACCCCACAGUCUUGUGGGACAAAAUGGGUAAUAUGGGCAUAAUCCAAAAAGAGCAAAUUUUUAGAGAAUGCGUACUACUUUUGAGACAGGUUGCAAAGGCGCCUUUGAAGUGCCGGUAGGAUGUUUGUUUUUACUUAGGAUCUCCUUCGUAUGCCUGCUAGAAAUUUUGGAGGUAGCUAGCCUUCACUAGAGCUGACUGAAAGCAAUUAGCUAGAUACUAGUUUAAUCAGAGGCUCACUCCCUCAUGCCUUUAUCUGGCUGCAGUGUUUGUGAUAGCAAGCAGCAGUAGAACUACCUUUAAACAGCAAGUGAGAGGGAUGAUACAGUGAAUACACUAUCAGAGCUGCCUUGAAGCAGCUUGCCAGUUAUCAGGUCGAAUUCAAUGGUAUUUGCUGUAACUGGCUGGGGAACAGUUGUUACUAGGUUAAUGUUAAGGUAUCUGAAUGGGGAUUUGCUUGUGUGGUAUGCUUGGGUCUGGAUAAAUUGAACAUAUUAUACUUUUCUAUGACCCACUAGCUACCUAUAUAGUCCCAAACCCUCUCUCGAACUAUCAUCCCACUUUAUUCCUAUACCUGUUGUACAUUACUAUGCUCCAAGCCGAUAAGCAGUAUAUUGCAAGAUAGUGGGGGGGUGUGACUUGUGAUAAGGUGGGGUGGAAUUCUGUUAGGAGUUUCUACCUUCCUAUCCCUUUCAUCUACACUACUAGCUUACCCCACUCUUCUAUGCAAAUGCUACUCUAAGAAAUUUAAUCUAAUUUAUUGACAAUUAGACCUCUCUUUUGUAUCUCUGCUUCUCAUGCUGUUUUAUCCUAGAAGUGUCUAGAUAUGGCUACUUUGUAGCACAAUGACUACCGUCUAAACAACUCCUGUUUAGAUCAAUCAAGUUAAUUCCCACUCCUCUAUUAGAAUGUAUUCACAGACUUCAAUUUAUAGGAGUUAUACAAGUAGUACUACACUUGGUUGUAUCUAUCCAUUUGAAAGAAAGCUGACAGGCAUCUUAAUUAAUAUUUAUUUUGUUUUACUUUUAUGCAUUUUUUUGAUAAUGUAUAUCGUCUGUAGGGAUCCCAUAUGGGGGUAAUCUGUUUUGACGCUUGAUUCUAGGCCUUUAGACCUGGUAUCCUUUUUCAAAAGUAGUACUCUUUCUUAUUUUUCUUUAUUUGAAAAAAAAUUAAAUAUAUGGAUUAAAAAAAAAGUAUAGAAAAUACCUACUAAAUGAGAGAACUGUAAAUACACUAUAUAUUUUUUUUAAAGUUACACCCAUAUUAAUACUUAAAAGAAUAAAUCUAUUACAAAAAGUCUAAAAUAUAUAUUUUUAAAAAUCACAGGAAAUUAACUAAAUCAAAUUCAAUAUUUAAUCCUUUUGGUUCCAGAGGUUUUUAACCUGUGAAGCCAUUUAAUUUUUCUUUCCAAUAUCCAUAAUAUGGCUACCCCAUGCCAUGACUUUUUUUUUUUUUACUAUUUCAAUUCCUAAGAAAGUAAAUCCUCUUGGGUCUUUAUUAUGGUGUUUGUUUUUUGUUUUUGUUUUUUAAAUGUGGUGAGACACUAUGUUGUUCGUAUCCUUUAAUAAAAUUAUUUACAUGUUCAUAUAUUCUCAUGUUGGGGAUGAAUUGUCCACCCUACAUAUUGACUUUCACAUGGACAUGUUAAGAUACAUUAAAUUUUUACUAAAACAUGUAAUAAAAUCUUGUAUAAAUAAAUACAUAAUCAUUGUUAAGGGUCUGUUUUACUACAUUUGCACCCUGCACAUUUAUUGCAAGAAUAAAAACCUUUUUUUGUCAUCUAAUAAUGUUCUUGGGAUUUCUUUUUUAGGGUGGUUGAAAGUUAAAAUGCGCUUAAAAUUUGGUGCUACUCUGAAAGUAAUAAAAGGGUUUUGCAGGAAUAAUUAUAGAUAACUCAUUAUAAUUUUUUUUUAUUUUAUUUUUUUUAUUUUUUUUGCACAUGCCAGUGUUUAUUUACUAUUGUUUUGAUUUUCUUAAAAUUAAAAACUAAAGGUAAUGAUUUUUCUUUAUGUUCAUUGUAGUUAAAGAUUUUGAUUCUUCUAAUAAUUCUGUUGGAUCUAAAUUUUAAAACCUCAUUGUAAGCUUUUUAUAAAAGAUGUUGUGGAUACUUUUUUUGGUUAAAUGUAUCCAUUAACACAUUGGCUUGUUCCUCAAAUUUUUCUGUCUGUGCAAUUCCUCCUAAUCCUUUGGAAUUGCACUUUUGGGAUAUUGUUCAACCAAGGUGUGUAAUGGCCACUAUUGUACAGAACAUUGUUUGCUUCUACUUUUUUUUUUUUAAUUUUGUUUUUUUUUUUAUAUCUAUCUAUCAUAUUUUCUAUAUACAUUUCCAAAUCUAAAAAUGUAAUAGUAGACUUACUAAAAUCACUAGUUAGGGUAAUACCCCAGUUGUUUGUAUUUUAUCUUUCUUAAAAAAAAAAAGUUUAAGAUUCUCUUUAAAACCUUUCCAUAUUAAAAUGAUAUCAAUAAAUCUGUGAGAUGUGACCAGGUUUGCCCCCUAUUCUUUACUGUCAUAUACAAAAGUGUUUUCCCAACCUGACAAACAGGUUGGCAUAACUAUGGGCAAACCUGGUCCCCAUCGAAGUUCCUUGGCGUUGUAGAUACAAUUUUGAAUUAAAUAUAAAAUAAUUACUUUAAAUCCAAUUAAUACUUUCAAUUAAAUUGUGUAUCUGGGAAAAUUUUAUUUGACUUAAUGAAACAUUAUUUUAUCACUAGGCAAUCCAGACCAUGAGGGAUAAUGUGUAUAUAAUGAGGAUACAUCACUUGUUACUAAAAUAUGAUUUAUCCCAUUUUAUUUAAAAAAAAAAAAAAAAAAAAUAUUAACAUCUAGACUAGAGUGUCUUUCAGAUAGGAAGGUAUUUGUUUCACUAGAUUUUAUAGCCAAGUAUCUACACAUUUAGAUAAGUUAGCAGAAGUUGAUUCAAUGCCUGAAACGAUCGGUCUUGGGGUGGAGGGAGUUAUCUAUCUUGACGCACAUUUGGCAGGGUAUAGAAGACUGGCAACAUAGGAAACUCCUUUCGGAGUAUCCUCAUUUAGGAUGCCAACUUCCUUACCCUUAUACAAAAGUGCAUAUAAGGAUUCUUGUAUAUCUUGCAAGGGAUCUUUAUCUAAAACUUUAUACACUUUAUCUUGUAGUUGUUUAUAACAUUCUUUUAAAUAAGUAUCCGUAUUCUGAAUGACAAUACUAACUUCCUCCCUCCCUUUAAAUAUUCUAGAAUUUUAACUUUAAAAAUAUUUUUUUUUCAGUUAAUAAAUGUAAAGACAGAAUUAUAGAUGAUACUCAUACUACACUUAAAAACAAGUCUAGUUUUUAUCCUAGAUAUUUUAGAACAAGUGCUAUCGAAAUCUUUGAAAAAUCAUUAAUAGAAGAUUUUGAACAAUUACAAAGAGAGAAUAAAAAUAGCAAGAAUAAUUUUAAUGAAAGAAAAGCCUUAUAACAAAGAUAAUAAAGACAUUAUCAUAAAACCAACCAAUAAGGGGGGGAGGGGGAGUAUUGUCAUUCAGAAUAAUCUAGGUUUCAUUCACUUAAUCUAGGCAAAAAUAAUGGGGGUUUAGUUACAUUAUAUGAUACAUUGCAUAAGCCUGCCACAACGUCAAUGUACCCCGUCUUUGGCAAGGCCUACUCUAACAGCCUAAUGUCUGCUCUUAUGAGGUUAACCCACUUACGGGGGGAGGGGGAGGAGUGCAGGGAGGGAGAGAGAAAUAAUUCCAUCUGGAGCUCUCUGUAGUACAAUGCUAAAUAGGGCCCUGGGAUGAGGCACCUGUGACUCAUACCAGGAGAGAGAGAGAUAUAUAGAUAUUAUUUUUUUUUUUUUAGUAAAUAUAAAAUAAUUAUUUAAAAUCCAAUUAAUACUUUCAAUUAAAAAAUUCUAUGUUUAUCUCUGACAAUUUGCAUUAAUUAUUCUUUUAUCACUUGGCAACCCAGAUCAUGAGGGAUAGAUGUAUGUAAUGAGGAUACAUCCCUUGUUACUAAAAUAUAUAUUUAAAAAAAAAAAGAUGGGAUAAAUAAUAUUUUAGUAACAAGUGAUGUAUCCUCAUUACGUACAUCUAUCCCUCAUGAUCUGGGUUGCCAAGUUUAUAUUUAAUUCAAAAUUUUAUCUACAAUGCCAAGGAACUGUGAUGGGGACUAGGUUUGCCCCUAGUUAUGCCAACCUAUUUGUCAGGUUGGGAAAACACUUUUUUGUAUAUGACAGUAAAGAAUGGGGAGCAAACCUGGUUACACAUCAGAUUUAUUGAUAUAAUUUUUAUAUGGAAGGUUCUGAAGAGGAUCUUAAACUUUUUUUUUUUUUUAGAAAGAUUAAAUACAAACUGGAGGUGGAGCCUGAACGCAGAAGUGAGUGGUCGCAAAUCUAAGCGCUCCGGCACAUAGCUAAGACAAUCUGUUUCCUAGCCACCUUCCAGCCAUCGGGACCCGGGGAACACAAAGCCUAACCGACAUGGGGAGGAAGAAUAAAAAGCAAAGACCCGACAAACCAAACCUGGGGAUGACUAUCGACGAUAUGUGGCACAGGGCGCGACAGGGCCUUAAAUGGCCGCCCUCUCAGACUGUUAAUCUGAUUUCUCUGAGGAUUACUCUGGUGGAAUGGAGGAACAGACCCCGCGGGUGGCAACACAGACUGCAGCACAGCCCAGACAAACCUGACAGUGCACUGGUGACCAAAGUGGUGCUGCAGGAACUCCUGGCUGACCUCCAGAAACAUAUCACAGCUGAUGUGGCAGCGGUCCGCAGCGAUAUACAGGGCCGCAUGGGAACUCUAGAGGGCACAACCACCCAGAACACCCAGCAUAUAACACUCCAACGGGAGAUGGCUGACCUACGUACACAAAACUUGAUGCACGAACGCCGCUUCGCAGCGCUGGAAGACACCAGGCGCCGCAACAAUCUAAAGGCACUUCACAAGUCGGCUGUUUGAGACCUUGCUGCCACCAAAACAAGCCGGAGCAAUGCAGCUGGAGGGUCUUUUCUGCAUCCCAAGAUCCAACAAGGCUCCAACUGCAGGACCAAGGGACCCCGUGGUCCAGUUCAGAAGCGGAGCAGACAAGACCGCCGUGCUUAAUGCCCUGAAGGGGAAAACCCCUUACCACAAUGACUUUCACCUUUUUACGCUGACCUCUCAGGGAAUACCCUAGCUUGGAGCAGACAAGACCGCCUCAGACCGCUUACUACACUCCUUCAACAACACAAUGUGAGGUACCGCUGGCGCCCCUCCCGCAUGCUGCAGGUCUACCAUAAUGACACCACUCAUCAUGUCCAAGAGCUCCAGGAGGCCAUGGCCUUGCUGCACAUAUUGGGACUGCCUAUGGACUCCCUCGACCACAAACCGGGGAAGCAACGUACCCAUAACUGGGACCCAAAUCGGAUCACCCCCUUCGUUCCGCCAAAACGCACGCUGGAACAGUACGCAUCAGCGACCACUUGAACUUUGACUGAAGUUCCCAACACCAUACCCAUGGAAAAUCCCAUGAACUGGAUGUCACGCUGGCCUACUGGAAUUGUGUACUUACUUAUCUUGUCUCUCCUCUUCCCUUUACUUCUAUAAUAAACUGUUGAAUCUUCCUUUGCAAAUUAUCUCUCACCCACAUACAAUGGCGGGGCUCCCAAUGCACGCAACCUGUACACCCUCAACGCCCCUUAGGUGGCAAGAAACACAGAGGUUACAGGCAUCCAUGACCGCAGGGCCACACAACAAUAAAGGCCAGCCCCUGAAGCUGCAUAGGCCCUUGCAGAGUCGCACACCUAAUCUGACACCACACAAAUGUCUUACAUACCUCUUCACUGUACAAUGCUGGCUUAGUAUUAAUGUGUUUUUAUUAUUGCUACUUUUUUUUUUUUUUUUUAAACCCUAUCUCAGGUAUGCUCCAAAGCACGACACGAUUAAUGUCACCAUAAUUUUUUUUGACCUCAUGUUGCUCACUAGGCAGGCACAGCCGGGCACUAAGCCAAUGUACUCGCCUUCAUCACAAAACACCUUAUCACUGCCUUAAUGCUUACAAAUUGUGUAAAAUGUUUCCUGGUCGCAGGCUGUUGGGGCUUGUGUGUAUUAAAGUUCUUGUGCACGAUUUUUUUUUUUUUAAAUAUAUUUUUUAAGAUUUAAAUAGGUUGUAUGAUAUGUAUGUAUGUAUGUAUGUGUGUAUAUAUAUAUAUAUAUAUAUAUAUAUAUAUAUAUAUAUAUAUGUAUGUUUAAUAAUAUUGUAACCUAUUGAUUUGCUUUUAUUGAGAAGUAUCAAAUUGCACAAGAACUUCCUUCUUAGAAGUAUAAGGAUGAGAUUGCUAAAUUGAUUAGUAAAACACACCCAUAUAGGUGCGCAUAAAAAGAAAUUGACAGGCAACAGUGGGCAGAUCUGAAGAAGCUGUGAACACUGCUAAACGAGUCAACAAGCUCGACCACGCACGUACGCUUCUUAACCCCACCUCCCGGCUGUCUAUGAUGCGGUAUACCAGGUUACUCCAAGGAAAAGCCGGAUCUACGUUGUAAUCUGAACUUUUAGACGGCUGCUUAAGGGUUUUGGGUACGAAGGCUUUUGGGUACGAAGCUGCUGUAUGGUACCUGUGCAAUAAAUUUGAAAAGUGGAUUGACCGCUUCUAUCACUUUUUGCCUGAGCAGAGAAUAUCUUUGGAAGCCUUCACAGUUAGAGCAGGCUUAUCUGCUCUACUUUUGUGAGUGUAAAUUACAACAAUUUUUAAUUUUGUUUCAUAGAUUUACAAUCUUUGCACUCAGUUCGUGUUUUUCCUGAACGCACCGUACACCUGAAAUCUGACAAUUCAGAAGGCUUCCACGUCAGAAAUACAUUUUAUCCAACCAUGCUAUAACGUGAUCUGCUUUUCACUGCAUUAUAACUGUACCUAUGCAAACUACACGCAUUUUCGCUUUAGAUUAUCACAUUCAUUCUAAGACGCAAUGGCACCCGGUUAUAUGGUUGCAGAGAGUUCAGCUGCUGAUUAGAUUACUACUUACAUAAUUUAUGACCACACAUGCAUUAUAACUGUACUUAUGCAAACUACACGCAUGUUCGCUUCAUAAUAUUCAUCAUGUAUGUGUACUUUGACCUAUAUGCCUCUGCGAAGGCAACCAUGUGCCUUAUAUAUGCCAUAUGCCUGCUAUUACUGUGCUUUCAAAAAACAAUAAAAACCAUUUAACACAACAUAUGACAUUUAGAGUGAGUGUACAGUUUUACCACAUUUUGCACUUAAUGCACGAUUAGAAGUGAUAUGAAUUUUAAUGCAUAUUGCACUUGUUAACAUUUUGCUGCGCUUUAAAAAAAGUUUUUUUGGUCUUACAGACACAGCGCACCUAUAUUGGAAUUGUUCACAUCUGAUUUUAGCUGAUCAGUCAGUACCCCUGACUUGUGAAAACUACUCUAUAUAGGUACUCUAUAUGAGCACAGUAUGAGAAACCUUGACAUGGGGAGAAAAUGUGACAUACAAUGUACUGAAGCCAGAUUAUUUUUUAUUUUAUUUUUUUGUUAAUAGGUGUAGAAAAGGCAGCUUGUUUGGAAUCUAGUCUUUGUGGUUUGUUUGUGGGUUCUUUUUUCUUUACAAAAUAACUUGAAAAUAAGUUCUUUUAGCAAUGGAGAUGUUUCAUACCCUCCCCUUCUUUUAUAAUUUUUUUCGUUCUUGGGAGUGACCGUACUUUACAAUGUUCCAAUGUUUUAGAUGUAAUGUAUUGCUGGAGCUAACAUUAAAGGGUUGUUAUGCUAAAUUAUGUCCAUUAUUUUUUUUUUAAGCAGAAAGAGAGAGAAAGCAAGUGGAAGAAAUCUGAAUCUGCCCCAGAUAUAAAGUCUGAACAGGUCAUAUUUGAGAAGGUCAAGCUGGUAUGUUCUAAUUUCUCAGGAAUAUCUCUAAAGUAGAAUUGUAUUAAAACUAUAGCCAGGGUAUUCAUUCUAAAUGAGUUGAUUAAUUGCAUACAAGAUGACAUAAGCAACCACGGAGCUACUUGCUGCAAACAAUGUUUCCUAUUUUGAUAUUUAACGAUAAACCCCACUCACUACACUUGUAUCAAUACUCAACACAGUGACCAUAGAUGUGGGCUCUGUGCUGUAGAACAGUAUCGGUGGGGGUUGAUAGACAAGCAUUAAUAUUUUUCUGAAUAAGAAAUAAAAAUAUUUAUUCUGCAAUAUUGCGAUUGUUUGCAAUACAAAUUUCCAUACACUUGAGAAAAAUGUUUUAAGUCUAGAUAUUGCAUGUAUGCAUUCCUUUAUGUACACCUUUUUGUGUACACAAGGGUGGCAGUAUCUAGAGAUGGAGAUGGAAAAAUAUAUAGAAAGGGCAAUUGCUAAGUCAGUGUUUGGUUUAGGUUGCCAGAAUUCUGACUAGUAUAUACUUUGAAUAUUUUGCCUGGCAAUACAAAGAGAAUGGCUGCACACGUCAAGAAUACUGCACUCUUAAUGCUCCAUGGAUGGGAGCAGCACACUCCCAGUAAUCUGAUUUAUCAAAGAGAAAUUUGGGGACACAAAUCCCAGAAAGAACAGGUUUAAUGGAAACCAGCUACAUGGCAAAUUUUCCACUCUAUUUUGGAUUAUUUCCCAAGUUAAUAAGGGACUUUAAAAAGAUUCCUGUAAGAAGUCAAAAUGUUGCCCUCUGGCUUGUCUCCAUUAAAGCUGAUCUUUCUGCAACUUGUGUCCCAGGAUUUCGUUGAUACUACUGGCAUUCAAAAGGAGACCUAAAAGGACACUAUCAGGAGAAUAUGAUGUGAUGCUAAACACCUUGGGAUGCUCUUUGAUAACACAUUUGUGAGUUAUUUAACAGGUGGGAAGGGUUGGUGGAGCUGAAGAGUUUUCAUUCUUAUUUCCUUUAGGCCUUGAUCCCUGGAUGUUAAUGUCUUUCCUGCUAUUGUCCAACUAAUGGUACUCAUUUGAUCAACUUUAGAUGGAUGAAGAGCAGUGGUGACCCUGUCAGGAAUCUUUCAUCUGUUCCCGAUAUUUCAAAAUGUACUAGAGCUGCUAAAGUGCUAACACUGAGCUGUCUCACUUGGCUGUGUUUACAGAACUGUCUCCCAGCCUGUAUAUUGAUAUGUGAUCUGUACUGGUUGGAUUAAUUGUUUGCAGGUUAUUAAUAGUUGGUGUUGAUAUGUAUUGGCUAACUUGCACGUUGGUAAACCUAAUGCUUUUUAUCAAGCAAUGGUUUGUAUGUACAGCAAUAUUAUAAAUUGACAGGCAACCUUGAGAACUUUACCCAUAAACUAUUAUUGUAAGCAUCUCUGUGAUAUCCUCGUACAUAUAUAAAUACUAGCCUAGAUGUCAGUUAUCUUUUGUACAUUUGGUUUAUUUGGAACAUACAAUUUUUAAGACCAGCAUUCACAGCAAGUCUUUGUUACAGAGAAAAUGGCUUAUGCCAGUAUCUUUAACUUACCUGUUUUUAAUAUUUUGAGAUAUAUUACUUUAUAUAUAAACAAAAACAUUUUUUUUAAAGCUUAUCCAAAAUAAUGAAAUCAAGGCCAUAGUCCGAUCUAGUUUAUGCCAUACAUAUGCGCACUGAGUAUAAACUAUACAUAUCCCAAAAGUUGCUGGCAGAAACACUGUUCUUGGUGGUCCUCUUUCCCCAUGUUUCUUGUACUCUUCCCUUAUCAGGAAUUUCGUUCCUUUUUGUAUUCUUACAUACGUGUGAAAAUACAAAAUGGGCUUCUAUGGAAUUUCGCACAAGAUGGCUAAAAAUAGACUCUUCCUCCAUGUGUACAUUUACAUUGCAUAGUGUGCUAAACAAUACCAAUUGAGGUACACACCUGCAACCCACAAAGAAUUCUAGGGCUUUCCAGUGGAUUGAAAAAAGUAAGCUUCUAAUUAAAUGGUCGUAGUCCAGACUUAUGUCCAGACGUACGUAUUUAGACAUAUGAAAGGCAGGGAUUUAAUUAAAAAGGUAUUGAUAAAUAUCUUGCAUAUUUCAAUUUCUACAUAUGUAUCUUAGAGUUUUUAAAUGUUAACAUUCGUCUUGGACUUUCUUUCUCUAGCCACAUAAAAAGGAGGAUCCUCUGCCUACUAAGACGCCUCCUCCAAAGACUUCAGAACCAGUUAUGGACCUUUUAGGCCUGGGUAAGCUUGGGUAUAAAUGCUGCAUGCCUGCAAAAUCAAUACGUGUAAAAUGAUGAAUAUUUAUUGAAAAGGAAAAAAAUACUUUUUUACCCACACUACUGAAGACUACUUCAGAUUUUUAAAAAACCUAUUUUAUUCUUGAUUUUCAUUUUUUUAUAAAAAUAUGUAGGCAGCCAUGAUUGGUUGAUAUUUUAGUUAUUUUAAAUACAAGACUGGUGUAAUGAUUGCAAUAUGUCAUCUGUUGCUUUGGUUUUUUUGUAGUUCUGUUUUUUGUAACUUGUGGUGUCUUACAUGCUCAGGAAGGUGCACAUUCAUCUCUAGCACUUUGAGCAAUUUUUCAUAUCUGGGCUCAGAUGAGAUUUAAAUUAAAGGGACACUGUAGUCACCAAAACUAUUUUAGCGUAAUGAAGCAGUUUUUGUGUGUAGAUCAUGCCUAUGAAGUCUCACUUCUCAAUUUCCUGCCAUUUAGGAGUUUAAUCACUUUUGUUUCUGUUUAUGCAGCCCAAGUCUCACCUCCCACUGCUGUAACUAACACAGCCUGCAUGAAAAAACUUUUUCAUUUUCAUAUAGAUGUUGCUUAGUUUAAAUGUUGUUUUUUGUUUUUUGUUUUGUUUUUUUUGUCUCCUGCUCUGUAAAUUGAAUUUAAUCACAGGAGGCUGCAUCAACAUCUAGCAAGCUAACAGUGCAGGAGAUAAGAAAUUCUAAUUCAAAUAGAAUUUGCAGUAAAGGAAUUAUAAACAUUAGAUGACUCUUUACAGGAAGUGUUUAGGAAGGCUGUGUAAAUCACAUGCAAGGAGGUGUGGCUAAGGCUGAGUAAAUAUUGUGACUUGACACCUAAAUGGCAGAGAAUUGAGCAGUGUGAUUGCAGGGGCAUAAUCUAUACACCAAAACUGCUUUGUUAAGCUAAAUUUGUUAUGUUGACUAUAGUGUUCCUUUUAACUUUUUUUUUUUUUUAGUGUAAAAAUGUCCAAAGCAGGUUCUGUGUCUCUCUUCUGUAUAGUCUACCUGUAGAAGAAUUAGACACCGAAUUAGAGACUGACUUGAUUAUAGCAUCUGUUGCAUUUAGUAAAUCUGAGCUAUGGACUUUUUCACCACCAGGCAGUUGGUUCUGUGCCCGUACCUGGAAGUUGUGGAUCGUAGAUUUGGGGACUCUAGUGUUCCUUUGAAGUAUAAAGCAUUAGAAAAACAAACCUGCAAUAUUUUAUAUUGCAGGGUUAAAAUGACAAGACCACUGCCACCAUACUACUUCAUUGAGAUGAAGGGGCUUGGGUGACUUUAGUGGUUCUUUGUGUGUGGUGUGUUUUUUUUUUUUUUUUUUUUUUUUUUUUUUUUUUUUUUUUUUUUUUUUUGUUUUUUUUUUUGUUUUUUUUAAUCCCAUAUCUGAGAAAUUAAAUUCCUAUAAAGACAGAAUGCAUCUUGUUUCUGGCUGAUUUUUGGGAUGUAUUGGACCUUCCAUGACUACAGCCUAAUCAAGUUUUCAGUGUCUCCUUAUUUUGAGCUAUUACCAAUUAAUGUUUUUCCUUUGAUUUAGAUGCUCCUGUUGCAGCUGCUGUUCCUAAUGGAAAGUCCUGCACCAGCUUGGAAAAAGAAUUGGACCUGUUUGGACCUGUCCAGACUAUGUCUGGCUCAAAGUCUAGCCAGGUAACGAGACAAAGACAAAUGUUAACACAUUAAGGAACAUUUCACACACACAAAGUCUCAAAUGUCACUAUAUGACUUGAUUAUAGCAUCUUUUGCAUUUAGUAAAUAUGAGAUGUGAACUUUUUCACCCUCAGGCAGUUGGUUCUGUGCCUGUACCUGGAAGUUCUGGAUCUGUUCCUGAAAAUCUCAACCUGUUCCCAGAAAGUGGAGGAAGAUCUGAGGAGAGUGGGAAGAAGCAGCUAUCCAAGGACACAAUUUUGUCUCUUUAUGGGACUCAACCUCCUCAGAUUCCAGCACAGGGUAUAAACUGAGCAUAUUUCUACUGGAGCAAUUUCAUUAUCUAGACUUCAAAGCAACUGUCACUUUUGAGCUUUCCAAAAAGAUAGAAUCUGUAAAGAGAAUGAAAUGCUAUUUCUGGUGUUUUUUGGAAUCUAGUUGAAAUUCCAAGUAAUCAAAAUGUACGUGAGAAAAGGUAAUCGUCUGUUUAAUGUAAUUGCCAAGAGACAAUUUCCACUGCCAUUUCCCAAAUGUGCAGAGAACCCACAAAUAACAAUGCUGCUUUAUUGAUCAGGUAUUCUGAUGAAUUUGACAAACCAUGGCUUCAUUUUUUGCAAAUGUUUUGCCCUAACAUUUGUAAACUUUGUUCUUGUGUUUUUUGUUUCUUUCCUUCUUUCCUCUUCUGCAGGAGCCCUCUUCAUGGCACCUGCACAGAUGGCAUAUCCAACUGCUUACCCUGGUUUUCCAGCAGUUCCUCCUCCAGGCAGUGUCAUGAGUGGUAUGAUGGCAUCGCCAGUGGGCAUCAUGGCACAGCCGACCCACCCAAAUAUGGUUGCUCCCAUGGCUAUGCCUGCUGGUUAUGUUGGAGGUGUACAGGCUGCUGUCAUGGGUGUUCCCAAUGGAAUGAUGACACAACAUUCGGGUUUUGUAACCAACAUGGGUGCUAUGGCACAGCCAGUAUAUGGCGUGCAACCAGGACAACAACUGCAGUGGAAUGUUGCUCAGGUAAGGGCCUGUUGUUUUCAUACUUUCUUAGCAUAUUGGUCAUUCAAACCGCUCUGUCAAACCCCUCCCCUCCCCCAAAUAAAAAGGAAGCAUUUCAUAAAGCUAACAUACUGAAAUUCCAAUCCAGUCAAAAGAUCCCUAAAGACAAGGUAGGGUCGGCUUUGUUUUACAUAUUUUUUGUGCACUUGGCAAAAAGGCGGAGCUUCCGCUAUCAUGCCCCACAGCUAAGGUGGGGGUAGGGAUAUUGUUAAUGGAGGCACCCACUGUCUUGUGACAUUAGUGUUGUACUCUUGUGCAGCACUGGAAGUGGAGCAGUCACAAUGUGGUAGUCUUUGAAUAUACAAAUACCACAUAAGUUGACAGAGCCACUUUAAAGAACAAGUGUUAACUUAUCUGCAAAUUACAACGUUUGAAUAAAGCCUUUUACCUUUUUAUCAAUGUGAUGGUCUGUGGGUUUUUUUUUUUUCUUUUCUUCUAUUUAUAAUAAAGAUUUAGCUCUUGAAAACAAUCCAGUUUAUUCCAGGCACAUCCAGGAGAAGCAUUGCCUUUGGGGGGGGGGGGAGGAGAAAUGUUUCUGGGUUUUCUCCUCUUUUAUGUUAGGGGACCGCAGCAAAGAGCCAAGCAUAUAACCAUGAUUAAUCAGUAGCCAAGAUGGAGGCACUCUAGAUAGAGCUAAACUCAUUGUUGUGGAUUUUUAAAUUUCAUUUUAUUUUUCCUUAUUCAUAAAAAUACAUUUGUAACACACAGGGAUAAGUAAACAUACUCCUUGUUAAUUAUGCUGACUUUUUGUUUAGGUUGAAUAUCUGCUUACAUACUUGUAUUUCCUUUAAGGGUUCUUUACAACUGCUGACUUUUAAAUUCGAAUAGAAGUCAGAUUUUAUGCUAGUCAUUUUGUUUCACUUUGGUUUGUGGCCAACCUGUGAAUUAUGGUAAACUUGAGUUCCCUGACGUUUUAACCAAUGAAACACUUCUGUGUGUUUACAUUUCCUACAUCAGUGCCAUACAUGUAUGUGAACAUGUGCAUAUUGUACUGAAACAUGUAACUAAUGUAUAUGGCUUGUACUGGCUUUAUAGUAGUGUCGUUUUGUUUUCCUCCUCUUAUUGUUUGUUUUUGUAUCAUUUCAGGUGUCACAACAGAUGGCAGGAAUGACCUUUUUUGGUGUGGGAGGUAUGGCUGGAUAUGGACAACCAACAUGCAACCCAGGACCAAACCAAACGAUCAGCUCUCCCAUGUGGAAAUAAAUAGGCAUCCUGCUCACCUGACUAACUCCCCACUCUUCCUGUCCAGCUUGUCCACCCUGUUCUUAAAGAUUGCUAUUUUCUGGAUACUGAUAAAGCUUUCUUCCACUUUUAAUCUUUUUGAGCCAUUAUUUUCCAAGAAUACACACAAACACACACCUCUGUCAAACAGUUCAGUUUUGCCUUUGUUCUUCUCAGUCUACUAUAGAACAAGGUGAUACUGAGUAUUGCUGUUAGAAUCCACCAGCAUUCCUAUUGUGUUGAUACAUCCUGCAGUGACCCAAACCCUUUGCAACAUAAACGCAAUGCAUCCUUUGCUCUGCUACUCACUGCAUCUCGCAAGUGUCUUUCACUUUUAAGGUGACAUUUCCAGACAGACAGCAAGAGGUGGUUGCUGCUACCAGCUGAGUACAUACUCAUGUAAUGUGGAAAAGAUCUACAUUGCUUAGAAAAUAAUACACCAGCAACCUUGUGCAUUUGCAGGCAUGUCUGUGUAUUCCCCUGUCUGUUACAAGCCUGGAAUCUGUCAGCAGCGUCUAUUUUUCGUUCUGCUGUGAUGGCAAAUCUGCACUCAGGAGGUGGCUGCAUGCAUUUUAUCAUAAUAAGGCAUCCUUUUAAUGCAAAAAAUAUAUAUACAUAUAUUUUCUUUUUAAGAUUGUAUUUGUAAUUUUUACAUCUCUAGUGAUGGAUUUUGUUUUUAACCCUUCUGCCCCACCACAGUGAGUUUAACAUGUAAUACAGUGUACAUUUCUAGGACUGGUGGAUUUUAAGGGAAUGUAGGCAUUUUGUGUGAGGUUCUCCACCCGUUCCCUGUUGUAUGAGCCCCCACGGAGGACUGAUAUUGUCGUGUAGAAUGAAUCCAAUAAAAUGAACGUGCAAAGAUUUUUUUUUUUUUUUUUUUUCAUCUCUCCCAGGCAUCUCUAGCAGUGACAGCAUGUGUUGUUUUUGUUUCGUCAAAGCCAUAUAUAAUUUCUAUGAAAAGUACCUCAUUUUUCUAAUCUACUUUAGAAAAAAGAUGUGUGGCUAAUCUUUAUAUCUUCCUGAUCUUUGUUUGAAAGGAUUUUUAUUUAGCUUAAUAUUUCCUCUUUGUUGGCUAGUAAAUUUUAACGAGAAGAAUGCAAGUUUACUAGCAACUUCAUUCUGCUAAGGUUUCUGAAAAUUCAUAUCAAAGUCUUUUCAGGAAGGAUGUUGCACUGAGAAUUUGUCUUUAGUUGCUUUUUUUUUUUUUUGACAGUGUUUUUAAGCCUUAUCUUUCCUCACUGGAAACUGACACUGUACGGCUUUUUGUUCGAUGGUGCAUCAUCUAGUAUUUUUCUUCCUGUAGUAAUUUCCGAUAUGCCAGAUCUAAUUGAUUUGGAGUCUUUCUGCUUAUUCCAAGCAAACCAUUUCAGACAGGGCUGGGAUUACAAUGUCUGUGACAUGCUGUUUUUGUGAACCCCUGCUGAUUUUGAAGGCCUUAUUAAAGAUCCAAAUAAGGUUUUAGCCAACGGUCAACCCCAUCAACCUUCCAUUUUCAGACCGUUAUUGAUUUAAUUUACUAUUUUGCAGUCUGAAAAAAUGUAUGCAUUACCUAUUAGGACAUUCCCUUUGAGAGCUAGUAAAUAUUAUGUUUUUAAAUCUUAGGCCUAGUGACCUAAAUGCAGUUUUUUGUUUUUUUCCACCUUGCUAUCAGAAUAUAAUCUGCUUGUAUUAUCUUAAAUUUUUUGUUUUGUAUCCAUUGAAAUAUUAUACCUGCAAAUGUAGAGGAGAGCAGAGGGGGCUGGACUCGCAUGCCAACAUAAGUUGAGAUGGUCUUAAUACUAGAUUGUAUCUCUGUACGUUUAACGUAGAGUACUCUAAUAAUCCUAAAGUCUAUUUGUUUUGUUGGCUUAACAGCUGAACCAAAUUUCCUUUAAACAAAAGUUCUCCAUUUACCGUAUGUGCUGGGAAAUAUUAUGAAUGUGAAAUAUUUGCACUUUUUAUUUUUAAAAAAUAUAUGCUAAUUUUUGUAAUUUUUUUAUUUUUUUUUUCCUGUUUUUAACUUUCUUUGCUACAGGGACUGCGAAGCCUUUUAGUCUCUACAGCAAUAAGAGUUGAAGGAAUUUUAAUUUAACCAUAAAUCUUAUAUGGAACUUUAAGUUAUAAAACAUUUGUAAUGCAGAUAACCUUAGCUGUGUACAAAAUAUAUUGUGUUCAUUUUAAUGUGUGUAAAUUUACAUUACUUUGUUUCAUUGUAUCCGCGCUUUUAAAAAUUUUUUUUUCCUUUACUUGAUUGUAUAGUAAUGGUUUCUGAAAAAUUCAACUCUGGUCUUAAUUUAAGGUAGUGUAAAUCUGAUCCAGAGGCAGCUACACAUCUGUGUAUAUGUACAUUCCAAAUUAAAGAUUGUCAUUGAACAUUAUAUUGCUUCUCUUUUGUUAACUCUGCAAAAUGAUAUUAAGUCCUGAAAUAACUGGUAGUGUCAGUCACACCAAAUAAAAUCUGAAAGAAUUCUACUG
Pelobates cultripes (western spadefoot toad) is the source of this 25378-nucleotide messenger RNA. NCBI's taxonomy places the organism in Eukaryota, Metazoa, Chordata, Amphibia, Anura, Pelobatidae. The record is from the annotation of a GenBank genome assembly.